AUUUCCUAUCAAAUACACACCUGAACAAGUUACAUACAUGUUUAGAAUCUGCAGGUAAAAAUCAAGUGAGUUAGUUUUACAUAUAUCGUACUUCUCAGGGAGGAUUUAGUUGAAAUAUCACAGAUUUGGGCAUAAUUCGUCAGUUGAAUAUGGAUGGUGAUACAGGUGGAGUUUGUCCCAUAUGUCAUAUGCCUUUUGACAAAGGAAAGAAAAGGAAAUUGAUUGAUGCUUGUGGACAUGAACGUUGUUACAUGUGCAUGUUUAACCAUGACACAUGCCCUCUUUGUGAUAAAAAUAAUGUUAAUAGAACUCAAGCAAAUAAUUUACUUCAAAGCAGUGAUUCCUUGUCACAGCGACCUAAAUUGAAAACCAAUGGCCAUUUUACACCUAAGAUGCAGACUUCACAACCAUACAGAUACAGCAGCCAUCAGGGACCAGUAGAUUCAAUGACCCAGACAACACCCAAACUACAUGUAUGCCAGACAAGCAAUAAACAACAGCAGCAAACAACUAAUCUUCCAGCCACACCAACUAAACCAAGAUUUUUUCAGCCAAUAUGUCCAAGUCCAACACCACCAAUUCCACCACCUCCAAAAAAUUACACAGCAGAUUAUAAUCAUGCCAAAUAUUACAGUAGUGACUCUGCAAUUGGCUCUCCUGACCUCAGUGGCAAUAGCAUCACCAUGACAACGAAUGAUGACCUUGAUGAACUUUCCAAGUUAGAUCACUUGGGACUUAACUUGCAUGCACCCCAUGCUGGGAAAUACAGUCCUCCUCCUCCACCACCAGAUGUUGCUCAAAAUGAUCUGAUGAUGAGACUAGGGUUGUUGCUAGGAGAAAGAGUACCUAUUAGUGAACAGGACCAGUUGACACCAAUCUGUCAAUCAGGGAAUCAGACUGAGGAGACAUUUACCAGUGUGUCUUCAUUAGGCAGUAUUGAUGCUACACCAGAUAGGGGGAUUUCAGAUACAAGUCCAUUAUCUACAUUGACAGCUUCAUCUGGUAGUGAAAGAGCCUCAUCAGGAAUACAUAUGGGAUGUGGAUCUCUUUUCCCCUCAAAUCGUGACCCCAGUGCUGACAGUGUUAAUUCAUUGAUGUCCAACAGUUCUGGUCAUGGUAUGAGUCCACAGUCAACUACACAGAGACCCCACUCAAUUACUACCUCACAGCCAGGUCAGAUUGAAGAUCUGGGAUUGUUUGGUAAAAGACAGUCACCAAUGAGAAGAUCAGCCCGUGCUGCUCUUAGUCAUCAUCAAGACAGUCGUGGUGGCCGUAUGUUGAGAAUCAAACCACCACAGCUUCACUUGUAUCCAAUCAACUUUGAAAUACCACAUCCAGAAGGCAAACCUAUUUUCGUUGGUAGAGAAUGGCUGUUCAAAGAAAUGGAAAUGGCAUUGAAUAGUGAACCAACUUCAGACCAGCCAAGAGGUGUUGUAAUCUCAGGAGGUAUUGGUGCUGGUAAAACUGCCAUCAUGGAGCAAUUAAUAGACUGUAGUUGUUUUGGCGAUGGAAGAAGUGGCCUUGUAGAAGGAUCCAGUCAUAGGCUUCACCAAGACCGAUUUCACUCUAAUGGAAUAAACUACAGCCCAACUUCCACACUAAACAGUUCUCCACAUUCUCAUCUAAGUGCUUCUUGUGGCAACAUGUCAUAUGACGCAUUGCGUAGCUUAGGAUCACAAGUUGUAGCAUACCAUUUUUGUCAGGCAGACAAUAAUGUGACAUGUUUAGUACCAGAAUUUGUACAUAGUCUAGCUGCUAGGCUUUGUCUAGUACCACAGCUGGCCUCAUACAGAGAACUGCUGCUUCAGGAUACACAGUUGCAAGAUGUGUUGAGCCUUAAAGAAUGCAUAAAAAAUCCUUCCCUAUCUUUCAUAAAGGGAAUUGUUGAACCAUUACAAAAUUUAAAAGAAACUGGAAAACUUCAUUCAGAUAGUUGUAUAAUUUUAGUGGACUCUUUAAAUGAAGCAGAAUUUCAUAAACCAGAUUAUGGUGAUACAAUUGCUUCGUUUUUAUCACAUCACCUUGAUGAUUUUCCUAUGUGGCUUAAACUAGUGGUUACUGUGCAGACAGUCCUUUUAGAUAUAACCAAGUCUCUGCCAUUUCAACAGAUCUGUAUUGACAGGGAUCCAGAAAACCAGUUUAUUGCUGCUGAUCUUCAGGAUUAUGUCAAUCAUCGCCUGGAAACCAGUCCAAGUGUGAAAAACAAUAUUGCCUUAAAUGGUCGAUUGGAAACAGCCACACAAGUCAAAUUUUGUAGCCAUUUACAAACAUUAAGUAAAGGUUCAUUCUUAUUCUGCAAAUGGACAUUGGAUCUUAUUGAACAAGGUCACUUGGUGCUAAAAAGUUCUAAUUAUAAGAUAUUGCCAAUGAAUAUAUCAGAAGUGUUUUUAUUGCAUUUCAACAUUAAAUUUCCAAGUGUAAGGUCUUUCGAGAAAGUUUCACCAAUUUUAGGUGUAUGUCUUGCAACUUUAUAUCCUCUUAAAAAAGAGGAAAUAUUUGAGACAAUUAAUUCAGGAUAUACACAGAGGUACAUUUCUUGGGAGGAUUUUAGUCAUAGACUUGAAGUUCUAUCUAAAUUCAUUCAUAGAAGGAAGGAUGAAACAUACAUGUUUUUCCAUCCAGCAUUCAGGGAGUGGUUAAUACGACGUGAUGAUUCUGAUAAUCCUAAAUUUCUCUGUGAUCUUAGAAAUGGCCAUGCUUUAAUGGCAUUUAAAUAUUCUCGAGUGGAUGCUCCUCUUCUCUCGGACAAGACAAUAGAACUUGGACAUCACAUCUUAAAGGCACAUAUUUACAAAAACAUUAGCAAACAGCGAGGAUAUUCAUCACGUGAUAUGCAGGCAUACUGGAUGGCACUUAGUUCAGAUAACUUGAAUGCUGCCCUAGCUUGUCACAGGAAUCUCUUUUCUCCAAAUGUUAAGGUCAGUCGAUUGAUUUUAUUGUCUGGAGCAAACCCAAACACUAGAUGUAACCAGUUAAACCAUGCACCAGUCUUAGGAGUAGCUGCCAAGGAAGGAUUUGCUGAUGCAGCAUCAUUACUGUUAGAAUUUAAUGCUAGCGUAGAUGCAGUCAAUGAUCAGGGAAUGUCUGCACUGUGUUUUGCAGCAGCAGAAGGUCAUAUUGAUGUCAUGAAGAUGUUGUGUAGGAAAAAUGCUAGACUGUCUCAUGUUGACAAUUGUGGACAGUGUCCUGCAGUCCAUGCAGCACUGAGUGGUCAUCUUGAUGCUUUAGCCUAUCUCCUUCAAUGUGAUUGGUCAUCCUACGAUGGACAGCUGAUCAAAGUAGAGGCCAUGCAACAGGCUUUAGUGGCUGGAGCAGCCAUGGGACAUGUAGAUAUUUGUGAAUACCUGUUACAGACAAACAGUCAUUCAGUAGAAGGUUUCGGGAUAAAUAGCUUAGACACUUUAUUUGGUGAUACACCCCUUACAGCCUCUUGUGCACAUGGCCACCAUGACAUGGCCAGCUGGUUAAUAGACCAAGGUGCCAAUCCAAGUCAAUCUAAUGGUAAAAGCUUUUCACCAUUGUUGUGUGCUGUGGAUUCUGGAAAGUGGGAUGUGGCUAACCUCCUUUUAAAUGUUGGUGUUGAUAUAGAACAGGUUGACAAGUAUGGAAGAACGCCACUGAUGAUAGCUGCUUAUAAGGGACACAUUGGUGUGGUAGAGAUGUUGCUGGCUAGAGGAGCAUCAGUAGAAUCAGUAGACAAAGAGGGACUAACAUCACUGGCGUGGGGGUGUCUGAAGGGGCACCUACACAUUAUCCAGACUUUACAGGAGAGAGGAUCAAAUUUACACCAUACUGAUAGGUGUGGUCGUUCACCUUUACAGCUGGCAGCCUUCCAUGGGGAUUCACAUGUUGUCCAAUAUUUGAUAGACCAAGGAGCUAAUAUAGAGCAUGAAGACCUUAAUGGAAUGAGAGCCUUGGAUAGAGCAAUUGAUAGACGAAAUACAUCUGUUGUUGUUAGCUUUCUAAGAAAAGGGGCCAAAUUAGGCCAUACAACAUGGGCAGUGGCUGCUGGAAAACCUGAUAUCAUGUUGUUAUUGCUCAACAAGCUAAUGGAAGAUGGAAAUAUUCUCUAUAAGAAAAACCGUAUAAAGGAAGCAGCCCAGAGAUACCAGUAUGCCUUAAAGAAGUUCCCGCAAGGUGGUGAAUGUGAUGAUACCAAAACAUUUAAAGAACUUCGUCUCAAUCUACUGCUGAACUUAUCCAGGUGUAAACGUAAAGUAAAUGACUAUGAAUGUGCCAUAGAACUUGCCACAAAAGCCUUAGACAUUAAAGCCAAUAGUUUUGAGGCCUUUUAUGCUCGAGCACGAGCUAAGAGGGAUAAUAGGCAAGGUGCUUCAGCCUUGGAGGACUUAAAAGAAGCAUUAAAGCUUGCACCAAACAACCGUGAACUUCAAAGACUACUGAUGAGAGUUCGUGAUGAAUGUCGAGAUCAAGCUCGAUAUGAAAACAUCCAAGGAAGCCAUCAAAGUUUAAAUGAUCAAGAAAGAAGGAGAGAAGAAACUGCAUUAUAGGAAAAAUAGUGUUUAGUAAUAAAUGUUCCUUAUGAUUUUCGAGUUCAUAAAGUUUUAUUUAUUUUUUCAGCAAUGUAAGCUUUUCUGAUUUAGUUAUUGUGUAACAGCAUUACCAGCACUGAUUCAUAUCACUUCGGAAUAUAUAUCUAAAUAUCAAAACAGCAUCAUUAAAACUUGAAGGGGAUUAAAAAUUAAAUAGAAAUAAAAAAAAGUUUUAAAACUGUUAAAAUUAAUGUAAGAUUCAAUGUCAUUUAUACGUUCUGAUCAUUCGAUCAGUGCAAAUGAUAAGUUUCCAGAAAAUAUGAAAUGCAUACCUGUCAACUGACCUGUAUUUUGUGGGUGUGACCUGUGAAUUUAUCACCUCACCCAAGAUUUGUUUAUGGUUCGUCUGGGUCAUCAAACUUCUAGGGAUUUCAGUAUCUUACCCGUUUUCUAGUCCCAUGAAACUUUUUAGUUCAUAUUUUAAAACAUUUCCUCUGAAAUACUUUAAAAUUUGACAUUCAAUUUGAACUUGAUUUACUGUUCAAGAUUGUUUAACAACUGCCAAACAAUAGUUUGUCACUCCAACUGAUGUAAGUCACUAAUCUGGUGAUUAUCAUGUCAAUUAUAGCAUCCAGAGGUGUCAAACUCCAAAGGAAAUUGCCAAGAAAGUCUAAAAAUUGCUGUAGGCAAAAAAGCAAUAAAUAAUCUAUGACAAAUAGAAGUAAAUACAUUUUUAAACAAUAUUAAUCUCAAAAUGCUAAAAUGUUACAUCAUAGUAAUCCCAAACCUGCUUUAAACCAUUAAAUAUCUUUUAUAAAUGACUUAAAAAUAUUAAAAUGUGCCUAAAUCCCCUUAAAUGUCCUGUAGAUAUAUAAACUGUCAUGGACCUUCUAAAAAACUUUGAAUUUUUUAUUAAUUCCUGCAAACAGUAAGGGGAACAACCCUUAACUAUAACAAUCUAAAAAGAAACUCUCGACUGUAACAAAACUCAACAUUAUGAAACUUUUGAACUAUAAAUCUGAAGUUGUCAUAAUACAAGGAGUUUGAAUUAGUUAUUUGAUGAAUUACUAGAACAUUCAUAAUAGUAUGUUACAUCAAUGUGUCAAAAGUAAAAUUCAGCUAAAAAAGUUUGUACAUGGAAUGAUCUGAUAUAUUAUUACACAAUGCAGGUCAUGACCUACAUUUUCACUUUCAGUGGUUGACAGGUAUGGUAAUGUUGUUUUGGUAUUAAAAUAUUACUAUCUGAAAAAAAAAUCACAUAAGUAGGAAGAAUAAAGAUAUUCAUGAAAAAUUGACAUUUGAAUAGCACAUAUAAUUUUAUAAUUUGUUUAGUAUGAAAACUGACAUAUUCUCAGAAUCAAAAUAUGAAACAAAUUAUGUUUUGUAGUUUCAUUCUUUUCUCAAAGUUUUUAGUUUGUUUUUAAUAGAGUAAGUAAUCCAAGAAUUCAAGUAUAGAAAAAUAUUCGAUGAGUGACAGAACAACACAAUAAUUGAUGAAUGUGCGUUGUGCAUAAGUUAAUUAAUUAUCAGUGUUGUUCGUUCACAAGUUGAACAUUUUUGAUAUUUUAAUUCUUGGAUAAGUUAUUCUUUUUAUUACAUUGACCAUGGUAAGAUGAUGGACUAUUAAAUUAAAACAAAAUAGAAAAUGGAAGGAACUAUUUCUUCUUCUAUGCAUUCUAAAUUGUUUUGAUGCUACGUCAUCGACAACGUCGUGACAGCAUUUAUUGUUGUAUGACUUCAGAGGAGUGAAAUUAUCGAUUUUUAUUUCACUAAGAAAUCACGGUAAUUCAUUGCAAUCAAUGUAAUAAUAACAUUAUUAAUUAGAAGAGAAAUCUGAGGAUGAGGAGAUUCUUAUUUUUUUUGUUGAAAAGUUAUCGCCUGUAAAUAUUUCAAACGCUCUACAAAUAAUAAGUAGACAUUUUAGUUCUUGAUUUCAAUGGUGCAGCUUUAUUCAGCUUAUUUAUUUGUUUUAUGUCAUAGUGUAUUGUUUUAUUUAAUCUUAAAUAAAAAAAAUUCAAGAUAUGUUCAUUAAUGAUUCUUAACAGUUGACAAAAUGAGCAUGUCAAAUCUGAGUUUUUCAUUUGGAAAGUCUCUAAUACAGAAAUGUCAACUUUUCAUGUUCAUUGUAUCACUUUUUAAAAUUUUUUUUGUUUAUUAAUUUAUACUCCCUUUGAUAUUUAAAUAUGAGCAACUGCCUUACCCAAAAAAAUAUUUUGUCAAAAGAUGUUGUUUACAUAGAUGUUGAUGUGCAUGACAUAUUUUUUGGGGAAGUCUUUUGCUGUUAUUUUUAACUCAAAAGGCAAUCUUCUAUCAAAUACCUCAAAAAUGACAUGGUUAAUAUAACAGUGACAUCACAAAUGACAUUUCUGCGCAAAAACUAGAUUAUAAUGCUUUCACCAACUUUCAUGAAACUUGUAAGGAAUAUUAAAUCUGUCAUAGAAAUCUCAAUUUUGAAAUUUUUACAGUUUGUUAUUCCAGAGUUUUUCAGUUGAGUAUGUAUGUUUGAAUCAAUUUACUUCAAACUUUAUAUUGUUGUUGGGAUUGAUGAUCUUCAGCUCAGCUGAUUAUUACUGAUUGUUUGAUGUCUUUUUUAAGUCAGCAUUUUAUUAAUUUAUUUUUAAUUGUGUUAUGUUAGUUUAUUUAUAUAAUUUAAAGGUUUAAAACUUGAUUUAAAAAAAUAUUUUUCUCUCCUCUUCCUUUAUUCAGAUCUUUUCGAGAUCUUAUACAUAUGAAAUAUUUGUAUAAUGCACUGGAUAGAUAAAAUUAGAUGAAAUCUAGUUUUGCUUUCAGUAUUUUUUGUCUUUUAAAUUUUAAUUUUCUUUACAUUUUACAUCCAUCUGACUUUAUUAUUCAUGCCUUACAUUGAUAUUCAGUUAUGUAAUUGCAAGUUUUACAUGUUAGAAAGUUGUAUGAAAUUAUUAAAACAAGGUGUAAUUUUUAUUGUUAAAUCAAGUUAUAAAUAUUGAGAACAAAUUUUUAGUGGAAAAAUAUUUUUCUGUAAGAUGAGUAUUUUUUGGUCGGAAGUAAAGUUGCUUUGAAACUUG
Mytilus californianus (California mussel) is the source of this 7537-nucleotide messenger RNA. Its product is annotated as protein TANC2-like. The record is from RefSeq and is a predicted model, not a curated record. The transcript is spliced from 18 exons. Bases 150 to 4511 code for a protein of 1453 amino acids. Lineage: Eukaryota; Metazoa; Mollusca; Bivalvia; Mytilida; Mytilidae. Gene Ontology annotation, molecular function: protein binding.